Molecule: messenger RNA, 3537 nt
Organism: Cylas formicarius (sweet potato weevil)
Lineage: Eukaryota; Metazoa; Arthropoda; Insecta; Coleoptera; Brentidae
Gene: Prp39
Product: pre-mRNA-processing factor 39
Exons: 13
Coding region: 315-3290 (991 amino acids)
Biological process (GO): RNA processing; mRNA 5'-splice site recognition
Cellular component (GO): nucleus; commitment complex; U1 snRNP
Molecular function (GO): protein binding
Source: RefSeq, a predicted model, not a curated record
CCCUUCUUCAAACACGUAAACUGUAGGAGUGUUGUUGGACAACUUUUAAUUAAAAAAUUUUUCUAAAUUUAUAAUACUUUAUUUUUUAUUUUGCAUAUACUGCAGUGGACUUUGACAAAAAGUUUUCUAUUUUGUUGGGUGUUUGUUUUUUCUUUCCAUUUAAGCUUAAACAAUUUUAUCUGUGGGUAGGACGCCAUUAGCGACGUUUCCUUUGCGAAUUGUUUUGCUGCUGUUAAUAAAAUUGGUCGUACUUACUAUUUUAUUAAUAAAAUUGCAAUACUACAUUGCAAAUCGAACGAAAGUAGGUGAAAAUUAUGUCGGAUACCGAAGAAACUAAAGAAGUGCGGAAGACUCGUUCUGGUAGGACUUUACGCACUCACGCAAGUCCUCAAAAAAAAGUAAAACCAGGGCCAGCAAGUAGAAAGCUUAAAAAGAAAGUAGUUGUGGUCGAACUUGAAGUUACAGAUGAAGAAGAUAAUGAUGAAGUUGCAUAUGAUGAACCCCGUGAAAAGAAAGCAAAGUUAGAUGAUGACGUACAAGAAGAGAAGUUACUGCAAUCUGAGGAAGAAACCUUUAGUCAAGAAAUAGAAAGUGAAACAAAUGAGAGAAAGGAUAAUGAAAUGGAAAAUAAUUUGGUGCUAAAUGAUAUUGAAAUGCUUGAAGAGGAUUUGCUAAACACAGAUGAAAAUGUUAGUGCAGAAACACAGAGUGUUAAUAAGAAUGAAGAAAAUGGUGCAUCUACCGAAACAAUAUCUGACAAUUGUAAUGAAACUGAUUCUCAAGGUUAUGCUGACAACAGCAAUGGUCUAAGAGUAAGGAAUAUCAAUAACUUAAUAGAAAAUUCCAAUUUAGAAAAUGAUGACUUAAAUGAAAUGGAACAAAUUGAAGAUGUUGAGGAAUUAAAGGAAGGAAAAAGUAUUGAAGAUCCAAUCAUUACAGACAUUACAGAAACAGAAGAACAACUUGAAUCGGCGAAAUUGGAAGACAACAAAAAAUCUACAGAAAAGGACAAUGCACUUACCUUAUCCAAUACAGUUGAAAAAGAUGAGUCUAUUGAAAAAGGAAAAGAACAGAAUGGAGAUCCAGAAGCUGAAAAUAUUUCUGAUGAAGAAUUACCUAGUGUGCCUGUUGCUAAGGUGCCAGAAGCAGAGGAAGUUUCAGAUGAAGAAUUACCUGGUCCUAAGAGGGCUGAGCUACCAGCUGAUACUGAAGUUGUGUCUGAAGACGAACUCCCUACAAGUAAAAAGGAAGACGAUGGUCUUAAAAUUGAAACUAAAAAGCGCAAAGUCAGUGAUGGAGACUACGAUCCAACUUCUCCAACAUCCGAAAAUGAGACGCCUCCUAAAAGGAUGUCUGUAGACAAAGAUGAUAAAUCCAAGGAAAGUAAUGAAUUUGAUUUUGCUAAACCUACUAAAACGAAAAAGUUGCCAGAACUUGAUAAGUACUGGAAAGCAGUGAAUGAUGAUCCGACAGAUUUUACAGGUUGGACUUACUUGCUGCAAUAUGUUGAUCAAGAGAAUGAUAUGGAAGCAGCUCGUGAAGCCUAUGAUGCAUUCCUUUCACACUAUCCAUACUGUUACGGUUACUGGCGCAAAUAUGCAGAUUAUGAAAAAAGAAAGGGCAACAAAAAAAAGUGUGAGGAGGUGUUUGAGAGAGGUCUUAAAGCCAUUCCAUUGUCAGUCGAUUUAUGGAUCCAUUAUUUAACACAUGUUAAAACAACACGCAGUGAUGACGAAGAGUACAUAAGAUCCCAGUUUGAAAGAGCACUCACAGCUUGUGGUUUGGAAUUUAGAUCGGACCGCUUGUGGGACUCCUAUAUUAAAUGGGAAACAGAAGCGAAAAGAUUGCAAAGAGUUACAGCAAUUUAUGACAGGCUGUUAGCUACCCCUACACAAGGUUAUACUACACACUUUGACAAUUUUCAAGAACACAUUUCUUCUAAUCCUCCGAACAAAGUCCUUGAAGUUGACGAGUUUUUGGCUCUGCGUAAAGAAGUUCGCCACAUGUUGAAGCAUGAUGUUUCUGCAGUAGAAAAUGUCGCCGAGAAUGCGGAUGUUCCUCCAGGCGAUGAAGAUUCCAAAUUAAUUAGUUCCGAUGAAGAGACAAAGUGUAUUAGGGAAAGAAUUGUCUCUAUAAGAAGAAAAAUUCAUAAGAACACUGUAAAUGCAGUCACUGCAAGGUGGAAUUUUGAGGAAGGUAUAAAGCGACCUUAUUUCCAUGUUAAACCUCUCGAAAGGUGUCAGUUAAAAAAUUGGCAAGAUUAUCUUGACUAUGAAAUUGAGCAUGGGGACAGAGUAAGGAUCAUUGUCUUGUUCGAAAGAUGUCUCAUUGCCUGUGCUCUAUAUGAAGAGUUCUGGUUAAAAUUUGUGCAUUACCUUGAAUGUCUCAAGGACUCGGAAUUACAAUCCAAAAUUAGAGAUGUGUAUGAAAGAGCUUGUACCAUACAUCAUUUGAAAAAGCCCAAUCUUCAUUUACAGUGGGCGAUAUUUGAAGAGGCGUGCAGCAAUCACAAUCGAGCGGCGGAAAUUUUGGUAAAUUUGGAGAAAUCUGUUCCAAAUGUCUUGCAAGUGGCUUACAGAAGAAUCAACUUGGAACGCCGUCGUGCCGAUCACGAAAAGUGUGCACAACUCUUUGAGCAUUAUAUGAAUAACUCCAAAAACAAAAUGAUAUCAAGUAAUAUCUCCAUCAAGUAUUCAAGAUUUUGUUUGAAAGUUUUAAAGGAAGUUUCAAAAGCACAGGAGGUAUUGAGGUCGGCUAUUAACAAGGAUCCCAAUAAUCCGAGAUUAUAUCUGCAAUUGAUUGAUCUCGUUUUACAAAAGGAAGAUGUGACGGAAGAGGAGGUUUGCACUAUUAUGGAUGAGUUUUUGGAAAAGGAGACUGCAGAUGCCGAGCAAAAGGUACUGUUUGCCCAAAGAAAAUUGGAAUAUUUAGAAGAUUUCGGCUCUAGUGUUCAAUUAGUGCAAAAUGCGCAGGAGCAAUAUCAAAAGCUACUUAAGAUUAGUAAGGAAACUUCCAAGAAAAAGGAGUCCAAGAGUGAGAGUUCGGCUUCUUCAAAGAAAGAAAAAAUCACGAAUUCGUCUUCGUCACAGUCAAGUUCAUACAGUAAUUACAAUUACAGUAGUUCAUCAAAUCAACAGACGUACCCAUACUCCAGCUCACAACAAGGUCAAUAUAACUACUCACAAUACGGUCAAGGUGAUCAGUAUCAGUAUCAAAACUGGCAAUAUCCUCAAGGUGGAUAUGGUGGAUACAAUCAGUGGGGUGGAUAUGGAGGAGGCUAUGGCUAUUAAACUGUUUCCCGACACUUUGAAAAAGAGUAAUUUUUGUAUUUGGAAAUCACUUGCUAGAAGUAAUUUAAUGAUUGAAAAUGUUUCAUAUAAAGCUGUAGACCAUUUUUGAAAUUGUCUAUGUUAGUUUUAGAGUUUCUAAAUAGUUUUAAAUUGUUCGCUGAGAAAAUAUGAUACUGUAAAUAACAUCCAUAACUUGAUUUUCAAAACUUGUAUUUGUGUUAACAAUACAAUAAAUGUUUAUACAUCA